UGGCAGGUUCCGCAGAAUCGUUCCCGGCAAAACCACCAAUGGACUUCCACCUUUUCAAAAAGUGACAGUUGUCAUCUCGUGAGUCACACCAGUCUGAUGUAUAGCUAGAUGUGCGGCAAAUUGUGCGCGCCUUUGAAGAACAAAUUCUGCAACGGCCAGCUACUUUUGAGAGUUUUGAGAGCCCGACAAUUCAUGCCAAGCAACUUGAAGUUGAAGCAAACCGACCUCCUCGUGCUGUCAGUGUAUUGGAGGUUGAGGGAGCUUCAAACGUACCAGCAGAGUGAGCAUGGCGUCGGCUAUUGUCCCUGUGGAGGAGGCUGCUCACGCGCCAGGGUUGCAGGGCGAGAUUCAGGCCUACUACGCUGAAGCUGCGCACAACGCAACUGAGGCGGAAGCCCGGAAUGCUGCGUUUGAGAAAGUUCCUGUGUCCAGGUUUCCUGGUCUGCCCCAUGGAACAGUCAUUGAGAUCCCCAGCACUGCCAGCGUUGCUGACGCUGUGCUCACCCUGAGCCGGCACAACAUCUUGAGCGCUCCCGUCAGGAAUGUGGAUGGCCCCCAGGACGCCAGCUGGAUUGACAGGUACCUGGGUGUUGUUGACUUCCCCGGCAUCGUUCUGUGGGUUCUGGAGCAGUCGGAGCUGGCUGCUGCUGCAAUUGCCGCUGGAGCGGCCGGCGUGGGUGGCUUGGCGGCCGGGGCUGUCGGCGCGCUUGGGGCGGUCGCCCUGGGGGCAACAGGGGUGGGGGCUGCUGCUGGGGUAGGGGUUGGAGCGCUGGCAGUGGCGGCCGCUGCAGGUGUAGGUGUGUCCACCUCGGGGGGCCCUGCCAGCUCGGGUCCGGCGGCAGCGGAUUACAUGGAGGGGGACUUCUAUAAAGCCCUGCAAGAGACGGACUACUUCAAAACAACAACGGUGGGUGCGGUGGCGGGCACGUUCCGGUGGGGCCCCUUUCUGCCGGUGCAGCUGGAGGACCGCCUGCUGACGCUGCUGCUGCUGACCAGCAAGUACCGCCUGCGCAGCGUCCCCGUCGUGGAGCCCGGCCGCGGAGCGCUACGCAACCUGGUCACGCAGUCCGCCAUUGUGCGCUGGCUGGCGGACUGCGCAGGGACCGACUGGUACGACAGUGUCGCCAACAAGACGCUCACGCAGCUGGGCUUGUCGCUGUCCCCCGCGGCUGUGGUGUCAGUGUCGGGCGACAGCCCCGUUCUCACCGCGUUCCAGCUGAUGAAGGAGCGCGGCGUGGGCGGCGUGCCCGUGCUGGACGGCGAGGGCGGGCCCAUCAUCGGCAACGUGUCGGCACGCGACAUCCGCUUUCUGCUCACCUCCCCCGACUACUACGCUGAGCGCGAGAAGGUGACGGUGCGGCAGUUCGUGAGCAGCGCGGGCGCGGCGUCCCCCAUCGCCGACCUGCACUUGGACACGACGAGCCCCGCCAUGAGUCCGCCCAUCACGUGCACCGCCGACAGCACGCUCGCCGACGUGGUGGCCACGCUGAGCCGCGCGCGCAUCCACCGCAUCUACGUCGUCGACGCGCAGCGCCGCGUGCAGGGGGUCGUCACGCUGCGCUGGAUCAUCAGCAGGUUUGUGACGGAGCCCAAGGAUUAUUUCAAGGAUUUCUUUGAGGGCGUAGUCCCGGGAGCGACCGUGUCGUCUUCUUAGGUCACGUCAUGGUGCGGUACGCCCACGCUCCGAGGCGGGCCUCACAUCCACGGCACCCUGUUGGAAACCCGAGCUGUUACUCCUUACUAGAUGCUUUCCAGUAAGAGAAGAGUGCAUGUACUAAACGCACGAAAGAGCAGGAAGUGUAUCUAAAGUAGACAAUUUUCCUAAGUUGUAAUAUUGAGUUGUACAGAUAUGCUUUCUUUAAACCAAAAGCCAUAGACCAAUUUGUUACGAUAGAACAUAAACCGUAAUCGGAUACGACACGGCCGGUAUCAGCCAUGAGAUGGGCAGGCUCGCGAUCGUGCACCAGCUAUCUUUGCGCCC
Messenger RNA from Klebsormidium nitens, 1981 nucleotides. Lineage: Eukaryota; Viridiplantae; Streptophyta; Klebsormidiophyceae; Klebsormidiales; Klebsormidiaceae. The record is from the annotation of a GenBank genome assembly.